Messenger RNA from Vollenhovia emeryi, 467 nucleotides. Its product is annotated as histone H2B. Gene Ontology annotation, cellular component: nucleosome. The record is from RefSeq and is a predicted model, not a curated record. Gene Ontology annotation, molecular function: structural constituent of chromatin; protein heterodimerization activity; DNA binding. NCBI's taxonomy places the organism in Eukaryota, Metazoa, Arthropoda, Insecta, Hymenoptera, Formicidae. The transcript has a single exon. Bases 74 to 445 code for a protein of 123 amino acids.
GCGGAGCCGGUCAUUCGAGCUUCGAGUUCGCCACGGUGCAUUCGACGUACGAGAACCUUUGAAAAGAUUGACCAUGCCACCGAAGGCUAGCGGCAAGGCGGUGAAGAAGGCCGGCAAGGCCCAGAAGAAUAUCAGCAAGACCGACAAGAAGAAGAAAAGGAAGAGGAAGGAGAGCUACGCUAUCUACAUCUACAAGGUGUUGAAGCAGGUCCACCCGGACACCGGGAUCUCCAGCAAGGCGAUGAGCAUCAUGAACAGCUUCGUCAACGACGUCUUCGAGCGCAUCGCGGCCGAGGCGUCUCGCUUGGCCCACUACAACAAGCGCUCCACGAUCACGUCGCGGGAGAUCCAGACUGCCGUGAGGCUUCUCCUGCCCGGCGAGCUGGCGAAGCACGCCGUUAGCGAGGGAACGAAGGCGGUCACCAAGUACACGAGCUCUAAGUGAGCUGCUACUACGAAAAGAAAAA